This is a messenger RNA of Arxiozyma heterogenica, 2079 nucleotides long. RefSeq names its product formin-binding protein HOF1 (gene HOF1). The record is from RefSeq and is a predicted model, not a curated record. Gene Ontology annotation, biological process: cytoskeleton organization. Gene Ontology annotation, cellular component: plasma membrane; cytoplasm; cytoplasmic side of plasma membrane. The transcript has a single exon. Gene Ontology annotation, molecular function: phospholipid binding; protein binding. Lineage: Eukaryota; Fungi; Ascomycota; Saccharomycetes; Saccharomycetales; Saccharomycetaceae. Bases 1 to 2079 code for a protein of 692 amino acids.
AUGGAAUUUGAUUUUAAAUCGUGUUUCUGGGAUCCGCAUGAUGAUGGUGUCAACAUCCUAUUACAACAUAUCUCCGAUGGCAUUAAAUCAUUGUCAACUUUGGAACAAUUCUUUCGUUCCAAAGCUGAAAUUUCAAAGGACUACGCAAGAAGAUCUGGUGCCAUGGGUGAAAAAUUGAAGAAGGAUAUCUCCAAAAAUCCUGAUUUUGGUAAUUUGAACGAAAUGUUAUUAUCUUUACUAUCUGUAGAAAAGGCCAGAGCAGCUGCGUAUUCAAAACAAUAUGAACUGAUACAAAGUGAUCUGUACCAACAAAUAAAAUUGUUUACUGAUAAUAUGAAGGCUUCCUAUACAACUUUAUCCGGCAAAAUUGAAAAUCUAAGAAAGGAUAAACUGGAAAAAAGAAAAGGUUGUGAAGAAUUGGCUAAAAGAUUAAAAGAAGCGGAAGUCAAAUAUAGAGAUUAUAAACUAAAUGAAAACAAUAUCAUUGGGUCUAGGAAAACAGAACAAAAUAAUAGAGAAAUCAUUAAAUGGGAAACCAACGUUAAAGAAAUAUCCACACAAUUAACUGUUUUAAAGCAUGAAUACAAAGCUUCCCAAAAAUUUUGGUUGAAAUCAUGGGCUUUAAUCUCUGAACAAUUGCAAGGUAUGGAAUAUGAAAGAAUCAGUUUUAUUCAAAGUAAACUACAAGAAUAUAUCAACAUUAAUAUGGAAACAAGCAUACUUGAACAAACUAAAUUAGAUUUUUUAAAUAAUGAAUUAGCCACUUUUACUGCCUGGGAUGAUAUUAAAAAAUUUUCAAGUGAUUAUGGAACAGGAAGGUUAAAGGACAAACAUCAAAAAUCAUCAACAAGACCCGUAUCAUAUGCAUCUUCUGCAAAUAGAACUGAUAUUCCUUUAACUUCAUAUGCAAAUACAAAUGAUGACAAGAGGAAUAAUUUGUCGAAAAGAGAGAGUUACAUGGAAGAUAUCAGACAAUUAUCAGACCAGUUCCAGAGAACCCAUAUGUCAAGGAAUAAUAAUUCCCUUAAUAAAGGGAAACAAAAUUACUAUAACAUCCGACAAACAGAGACCACAGAGAAUGCUUCUACACCACAUAUGGGCUAUGUUACGUAUGAUGAUGAAAAAACUUUGCCUGUCAUAAAACAACGUUCCAAGGGGAAGUUCAACAGGUAUUCUCUACAUGAAUCACAUCUUCCCAAUUAUGUAAAAAUGGAUGAAGAUGUGCUUGCUUCUCCAGUAGAAAAGGUAGAAACACAGUCGGAAGAUGUCUCCCAACAAGAAACUGCAUAUAAAAAUGAUGAAAACCGUUCUACACCACAGCACAUAAAAACACAUUCGGAAUCAUCAGCUACUUCAAGUUCUUCAAAUCCAACAGACUUUUCAGGUCAUAUAAAUAGAAGAAGAAGAAGCAUUGAAUCUAUGUCCACAUCUGUAACAUCAAUUGCUUCAAGCAUCGAUGAUAAUCAAAGAUUUGCAAAAUCAUGGAACUCCACAAAUAAUAGAAAGAGAAAGUCAAUGAGCCAUAUAUCAUCGUUAUUAAACAAUUCCACAACAACUAUUCUACAAGCUUCAAAUAAUGACUAUAAUAAUAUCACAAAUAAUACAAACGCACAACUUAAUGGAUCAACAGGAAGUCGUCCUAAUGGAACAAGACAAAACAGUACAAAUACAAUUUUGAUGAAGUCUUUGGAUAUGUCAAGAUCCACAAGAAGGAAAUCUUUAGUUAAAGACCCAAGUUCAAAUGAUCCUAUUGAGGAUGCUAUAUUAGAGAUGAAUAAAUUACAAGGCGGUGUUGCAAAGGAUAUAAGAAUGGGACGUGUAAAUGACAAUGGUGUCAUAGUUACUUUACCUGUGGUGACUCGAUCAGGUAACUCAGUGAUUAAGUAUGCCAAAGCGUUAUACCCACUAUUAGAUAAUAAUUCACCUGAAGUGAUAAAUUUUGAUAAAAAUGAUUACCUUUUAAUAACUGAAGAAAUAAACGAAGAAUGGUACCUCGGUGAAGUAUAUGACAACGACAAGAUUCAUCCUGCACAUAAGAUAGGAUUGAUACCAUAUAAUUUUAUAAAAAUAUUAGAUUAG